GUCUCGACUCGACUCUAGAGUAUGCGGCCGGCGAGGUAGACGCUGGCAGCCCACAGUUGCCGCAACAGCACACAGUGCUGCGUCGCAUGUCGAGUCGUUCAGUUCAGUGUACGUUACGACGCCGCAGCGUGAGAAACAAAGAAAGAUCGUUUCGACUGUGUGGCCAGUGAAAUUCUCGUGAUUAGUGAAAAAACGAUCGGUUCUACAACUUUUAAUUAUACGUAAACCGCGUUUUAAGUGAGUUGACCCAUAAUGGUUAAUGACAUUAAACAUCACUCGGACUUGAGCAAUGAGAGAGACGAGAGCGACGACGACUUGGACUUUGCGUUUGAAGGAGAUUCUUUCAGGGAUUUUCUGAAACUAAAUACAGUGCGAGAAAAAGUCAAUUGGGAAAAUGAAAAAGAGCGACAACAAUUUUUUCGUCGACUAUAUCGUUCAGUCAAAGAUAAGAAGGAUUUAGAUUUUCUUGAUAUCUGGAACAUUUUUCGCCCAGAAGAGAUCGAUUGGCUUCUCAUCGAAGACGUAAAUAAUGACGAGAACGCAGGUUUACUCAUCAAGCUCGUGGCUCGCAGCGGCUACAAGGACAGGCCCGAACUAAACGAGGACGGCGAGCCAAUAUUGCGUCGCACCACUGCAGUGCAUCAUGCGGCUAGGCUCAAUUACUUCUACCUCAUCCAUGAUCUGUUCGAAAUUUACGACAGAUUCGAUGUGAACUACAUCGACGAAUUUGGAUUAACGCAUUUUCACGCGGCCUGUAAGUUUAACUAUUUGGACAAGGUCGCUCAAUUCCUCGUACUGGGGCAAGAUCCCAAUGUCACCUGGACAGAAACAGGUGAUUCGCCCCUACAUUUGGCUCUGAAAAAUAGCGUCUACAAGAAGUUGUUCGAAUUGAUGCUGAAAAGUGGCGCUGAUCCUAAUUUGACCAACAAGGACGGAUUGACUCCUCUGCAUGCAUUGUGUGAGGAUAGUCAUGGCGUUGACUCAAUGAAGAUGCUAUUUAAGAUCAGCGAUGAAAAACAUCGCACGGUACAGAUCGAUGCCAUCGACAAGAAUGGUCGGACGCCACUGCACUUAGCUGCGGACAAAGUAUGGAAUACGGAAAAGGUCAAAUGUCUGCUAAGAAGAGGCGCUAAUUCGAACGUGGCCGACACCGAUGGAUUGACUCCUUUGCACGUUAUUUGCAAGAAGUGUUCUUUGAACAUUGAUAUGUUCAAUAUAUUUUUCGAGAUCAACGACGAAGUAAAUCAGCUGGUUCAGAUCAACGUCAUGGACAAGUUAGGCCGGACCCCACUGCAAUGGGCCGUGGCGAAUCUCAUGCCAGAUAUGGUUGAAUUUCUCUUGAAUCGUGGCGCUGAUUUAUCUAGUUUUGUUUUUCCCACCGAGGAUUACUUUGCCGUUAGAUUUAACAAUCCUGACUGUGAAAUUGUACUACAUAUUUAUUUAAAACUAGCGUCAAACGCUCUGGUCAUUGUUGAGCACCUCGAAAAAAGAGGAUACAAACUGAACCGCACCGAUGCCUUGACAAUCAUGCAUACAUUCAGUAAAUACAAAAUAUUCGACUGUGACUAUUUCGACAGUCAUGGUCUUGCCAGAAUUAGCUUCAACAAAGAGGAGUUCGUUCGCGACGCGAAAACUUUGAUGGUGAUUCCAACCCUCUCACUUUACGAUUUGGUUCAAUUAAAACCAGAGGAGGCGCAAAAACUGCUCACGUACGCGGACUACUCGAAGCUCGCGGACUCGACGGAAUGGUCGCGUUUUCCCGAUCGCCGUAUCUGUCUUACGCGCCUGAUGGAGUUGAUGACGAGAGGAUUUUGUCGGCGAUGGGCCCUGCAAUCUUUCAUGGAGAUGACGCGCAACAAGUUCCCGAUUUCUUGGUGUGAGAAUUUCAUCGAUCCGUUGGCGAACAAGGAUUUGUAUUACGUUUGUCUGCAGGCCAUCGAAAUAAGAGAUGAACUUGAUUAAAAUUAAAGAUUUUUGUGUCCGUUACAUCAGUUGCCAAAAUUAAUGCAAUAAAAUGCAAGCAUAUUGAUAAAUAAUUUUUUUUUUUUUUUUUAAAUAGAUCUGAUGUUUUAAUAUGCAACGGACGUUUUACUUUUUUUUUUGAAAAAUUAAUAAAUCAAUUAUUUGUAAAGACAAGUCCUUUUAUUUUUCCUCACAAAUAACUCUUUCCUCGCGAUAGAAAAACGUCAUCUGUCAUACUAGCAAUAGUUAGUCUACGAGUAUUAUAUGAUAUAAUAAUUUCUAAACAGCUGCAAAAAGAUGCAAAUAUUCAGUGACCAAUGAAAUAACUAUUUUACAAAGCUCGCUUAUGCACAAAAGCAAAACCACAGACAAAUUAUAUUUUAAUUCACGCACUCGACGAAAAAAGCAUUUGAUUUGAAUAAAGAGAGUAAGAGAAGUCUAAC
This is a messenger RNA of Trichogramma pretiosum, 2405 nucleotides long. RefSeq lists its product as uncharacterized. The coding region runs from base 253 to 1962 and encodes 569 amino acids. Lineage: Eukaryota; Metazoa; Arthropoda; Insecta; Hymenoptera; Trichogrammatidae. The transcript has a single exon. Gene Ontology annotation, molecular function: protein binding. The record is from RefSeq and is a predicted model, not a curated record.